Molecule: messenger RNA, 1479 nt
Organism: Diaporthe batatas
Lineage: Eukaryota; Fungi; Ascomycota; Sordariomycetes; Diaporthales; Diaporthaceae
Exons: 2
Coding region: 1-1479 (492 amino acids)
Molecular function (GO): acyltransferase activity, transferring groups other than amino-acyl groups
Source: RefSeq, a predicted model, not a curated record
AUGGUAUCAUUCCUCUCGUGGCUCUUCAGUGGCAAGCGGCAGCAAUGCCGGCAGCCGGGGAGGGUAGUCACCGACACAGUGGUUAAGUUAGCGACCCUUGAGAACUCGCUGAUGAUGCGAAGUAUGUGUAUGAACUGGACGUUUCGCUUUGAACAUGCUUUGGACGUGGCCAUGCUACAGAAAUCUCUUGAAGAUCUGAUCAGCAAGGGCCACAACUGGAGAAAACUCGGCGGGCGUUUUCGUGUCAAUACCGAGGGGCAACUUGAGCUUCACAUCCCCGAGGAAUUCUGUCUGAAGCGGCCAGCAGUCCAAUUCACUGACGAGGUUCAUGCGACGAGUGUUCACGAGCAUGUGCUAGAUGGAACUCUCCCCGGUACUGAGGACAGGCCUUGCGUGCUAGACACGCCCGAAGCACUUGACGUCUUGCUUGCGGGUCCCGACGCCCCAAAAUCUCUGGACGACUGGCUAUAUUCAGACAGGCCCGCGCUGGCUGUGCAUGUUAUCACCUUCACUGACGCCACCUUCGUCACGCUCAGUUACUCUCACUGUCUGGUAGAUGGUGUGGGAAAACGUGAGAUAAUGACCAAUUGGUGCAAGGUGCUCGCUGGCCGGACAGACGAUGUGACUCCCUUGGCAGACUGGGACGAGGACCCAUUGAGUAUAAUGUGCCGCUCUCCGUCAGAACACGAAGAGCGCUACGUUCACGCGGAGGAUCGGCUCACUGGCUGGCACAAAUGGUAUUGGGUUUUGCGAUUCAUCGCAGACCGUUUCAGCAAUCGGAAUCAUUAUAGGCAGCGCAACGUGUUCAUCCCGGCCUCGACAAUGAAGCGGCUGCGACAAGAAGCUGCUGACCACCCUGUCACGAACAAGGCACGCCUGAGCGAUAAUCAGCUUCUGACAGCCUGGUUAACCAGACUGGCCUGCUCACCUCUGAAAGGCUCAAAUCGUCCCAUCGGUAUCACAUCGGCCGUAGACCUUCGCGGCUUCCCUCUCCCCGGUCUCCGUCCUGGCACUGUCUACCUGCAGAACCUACUCGCAUAUACCUGGAUCAACACAACGGAAGAAUCGCUGUUACGCUCGCCAUUGGGCACAGCAGUCAACCUCAUGAGGACAAGUCUGAAGCGGCAGCUCACAUUACCUCAGGUACAAAUCGCGGCAUAUCUAACCCAUGAUGCCGUGGGGAGGACGGGGACGCCAGACUUCUUCACCGGCAAGGAUAGCUUCAUGGUUUCGGUCAGCAGCUUAGCCAAGGCAAAAUACUGGGAGGCCGUGGACUUUUCCCCGGCGAUCCUGAAGAGUGGAAACCGAGACGAAAACGCGGGCAGGCCGACCUGGCAGAGCAGCACUCCGCGGUCGGGUAUGAAGCCAAGUUGUUUGGUUGUGGUCCAAGGGUCUGAUUUGAAGGGCAAUUGGUUCGCACAGAUGGUGCUCUCACAGCGCGCUUGGAUGAUCGUCGAGCACGAGUUGUCCAAAUGGUGA